GCUAAGCCUGGACUCAGAAUCCGGCCGCCGCCUUUUGGCCUGGGUCUGGGGGAGGCGCUCUGGCCCUGCCUGGGUCCGGCUGCGGGUCGCCAUGGCGCGCCCCGGGAGCUGCGCGUGGGGUCUCCUGGGUCUCCAGCUGGGCCUGCUGGCAGCGGCAGCGCCCCUGCCUUUGCGAAGAGACUCUCUGAGCGUUAACAUCACCAUCACUCCCAAGACGCAGCCAUGGUGUGAGGCUGAAGUGCAGGUGUAUGGGGAGCGCUGUUUUUCCUAUGACUGCCAGAGCCACGCGGUCACGGCCGUCUGUGUUCAGGGCAUGAAGGUGGAGGCUGCACUCAGGGAGGACCUGAGAGGAAAUCUGAAAGACCUGGCGGAAAAGUUCAACGAGAAGCUUCUUGACAUUGAACCCGAGGAUUCCCGAGGCAGCGGGCCCCUCUCUCUGCAGGCCUCGAUGGUGAUUCAGGAGGAGGCCAGUGGGCGCAGCCGAGGAUCCUGGCAGCUUGUCAUCAGUGGACGCAUCUCCCUGCGUUUGGACUUGGUGACCGGCCACUGGACGGCGGAGCGUCCUGGAGACAGGUGGAUGCUGGAGACGUGGAAGGAGGACAGAGACAUGAAUGCCACUCUCUGGAGGAUGUCCCGGGGAGACUGGAGGACGUGGCUGCAGGAGGUUGCAGCGCACUGGGAAACGCCGGGGACCACAGCACCACUGAGCACCACCCUAGGCAGGUCUGCAACCACGAGUGUCAUGCAGGGACCCUGGUUCGUCUUUGGGAUCAUCCUCGCCUGCACCAUCCCGCCUGGCAUCAUAGGCGUUAUAAUAUGGAAGACAUACUGUAGGGAGCACCGGAAAGUGUGGCCCUCCUUGGCCACCUCUCCAUCUCCAGCCCCUUGUCCUGACUCCCUGGAGCUUCAGUCCUGCAGCAACUUGGGACACCUGCUGAGAGGGGCUGACACAGAGGAGGCCACAGUCAGCAACUUUCUGGCUUGUGGGUUGGAGACAUCCUGCAGGGGAGGAGGAGGGAGAGGGAUAGAGAGAGGAAGGGAGGAGCCCAGGGACUGAGGUGAUGGUGCACGGGUGCAUUGGUGAAAGAAACUCUAUGGGGACUACACCUGAGGCGGGGGAGGCAAAUGUUGUUUAAAAAUGAACAAUGAUGUAAAAAAUAAAUUAAUAAAAAAAGGAAAACUGUUAGUGAACAAAUGUAAUUUGUAAAAUAAAAUUUACCUACAACUGUCAAAA
This is a messenger RNA of Talpa occidentalis (Iberian mole), 1234 nucleotides long. RefSeq names its product UL16-binding protein 1-like. Gene Ontology annotation, cellular component: external side of plasma membrane. Lineage: Eukaryota; Metazoa; Chordata; Mammalia; Eulipotyphla; Talpidae. The coding region runs from base 92 to 1057 and encodes 321 amino acids. The record is from RefSeq and is a predicted model, not a curated record. The transcript is spliced from 5 exons. Gene Ontology annotation, biological process: antigen processing and presentation of endogenous peptide antigen via MHC class I via ER pathway, TAP-independent; immune response; antigen processing and presentation of endogenous peptide antigen via MHC class Ib.